Molecule: messenger RNA, 2489 nt
Organism: Belonocnema kinseyi
Lineage: Eukaryota; Metazoa; Arthropoda; Insecta; Hymenoptera; Cynipidae
Gene: Snx16
Product: sorting nexin-16
Exons: 6
Coding region: 364-1116 (250 amino acids)
Biological process (GO): endosome to lysosome transport; protein targeting to lysosome; early endosome to late endosome transport
Cellular component (GO): extrinsic component of endosome membrane; late endosome; early endosome
Molecular function (GO): phosphatidylinositol binding
Source: RefSeq, a predicted model, not a curated record
GCAACAGCUGUCACUUUUGUGUCUUUUGUGCUUAAAUUAUUAAAUAACUGAGGUUUUGAAAUGUUUUAGUAAAAUGUAGGAUUUAUUCAGACUUUUGUAAAAGGUCUUUUAUAUUGUGUGAUUCUUAAUUGCCAAUUCAGAAACUCGUAUUUGUAGUUUUCAAGAGGAAUUGUUGACCCAAUUGAGUUACUUAUGAUAUAUGUGUGGGGCUAAUGGACUACGAUUUGAAUAUUAUUAAACUGGAAGUUGGAAUUAUGACGGGUUUCGAGCAUUUCCUUGGUCCCGCUAAAGUGUUACCGCCUCUCUUGCUCCACAUAUCGCCACAUUCCAUGAUCAGCAAUUCUCGGUUUAUCCGGUAGCAAAAUGUCCAGCUCAGAAUCCGGCGUGGGAUGCGUUAGCGAGGUGACACUUGCUAUUAGUAAAACGAAGAGUUCACAAGCAGGAACAGUUCGGGUUCUCGAUAGUCCCGAUUCAGAUGGAUCUGGACAUUCUAAUUCCUUUACAGUACAAAGCUUCAAUUAUCCAGAAGAAGCGAAUUCGAAUGGAAAUUUAGAAAAUUUCCAGGGAUCACUUUUAGCUGAAGACUUAAGGAUACCUAUUGUAGGAUACGAGGUUAUGGAAGAAAGGGCCAGAUUUACAGUUUAUAAGCUAAGGGUCGAGUUGAAAACUGGAGGCUGUUGGUUUGUUUUCCGACGAUACACGGAUUUUUUUCGUCUGCUAACGCAAUUACGAAGACAAAAGGCUCCAAUUUCUCAUUUAACUUUACCUCGAAAGAAAUGGUUGGGUGAUAACUUUGCACCCAGUUUUCUAGAAGAGCGAAUACGGGGCCUUCAAACAUUCGUAAAUGGAUUAUUAAACAGUUCAGAACUCCUAUCAACGCCAUGCGUGAGAGAGUUCUUUUGCCUUGACGAACCUCCCACGUUAUCGGAUACUGUCGAGGAAUCUAGAGCAAUUUUCGAAGCUCUGGAAGAUACAAUCUACCAUCUGAGACAGCAGCUAAAAGAGAGAGAAGCUGCUCUCGUAGAAGAAUCAAAUCACAGUAAUGAACUACGGAAACAGCUUCAACAAAUAAUGAAUGAAACAAAGUUGUGUUCAAAGUGCGGAGAACCCACCUAAUAAUAGUUGCACGGAAUCGAGUGUCUUCCUUUCUAAUUAUCGAGAUAUCGAUAAUUAAAGUCAAGAUGAAAUCCGGCCUUGAGCAGCAGAUAUUGAUGAAUUUACAAAAUGCUACAAAAGAGAGUGUGAAUGAGAGUAUAGAUCGACAAAAUAGAAUAGUUUGAAACAAAGACGGUUUGUGGAUCAUGCCUUAAAUUCAAAUAUUUUUCUGGAAGACAAUAAAUAUAAGGGUGUUUAGAUUUUACUUUUUCAUCACUCGUUUUUUAACGAGUAAAUGAUAUUUAUUAAGAGCUGUUGAUAUUGAUAAGUAUCGCAACUAGAAUAUAUUAUUUCCGGUCAUUAUUCAUUGUAGUGACUGAAAAAGAGCGACAAAGUGGUACAGCGACUCAGGGGAACGAUUAUCAAUUAGUUGAUGAUGGAAGAAGCUGACACGGUACAGAGAUGAAUUAAUUGUUAUAAUUCGUAGAUAAGCUUGGACUAGAUUAACCUUUCUAUAAAAAAUGGAGGGAGAUGCUAGUUAAGAAGUUUGAUUACAAGGAGGGUAUUAUUUACUAUGACCAAGAUUUUUUUAUUUACGAAGACUAAUUUUAUUCCGGAUUAGGUUUCUAGAAAUGUUUCAUUAAAAUGAAAUAAAGUAAUUUCCUUAUAUCCAAGGGUUCUUUGGUUGAAAAUUGCAAUCAAGCACUUGAAAAUUUAGAUAUAAAAGAAUUUGAAAAGACUGAUAAAUACAUGCUAGGAUUUAAACAGGCACAGAACCACAUUUUUAAAUUAACAGGGUUUGUAAAUUCUUCAGUUUUUUUGGACCAGUAUACUGCCCUACGGAAGUGCCUUUUACUACGUAACCAAUAAAAUGGUUUGGGUUAUCAUCUAGAAUAUUAUUAAAAAGAAAAUUUCUCUUUGUUGGUAAAAUGUUAUGAAAAUAUCACCAAGUGAUGGAGUGUAGAUAUUUAAAAGUAUAUUGAAAAACUGUUUAUUGAAGAACCAGGAUUUAAAACUUAGUUUUUCGACCUGCAUAUUAUAUUCUGAAUUAUAUUAUAUUUAAUCUGCUUCGAGUGAAUUUUAAAUGCAACAAUUUGUUCUCGAAGUAGCAGAAAGAAACAGUGAUAUUAUGUAAAAAGGUAAAGUUAAUGUAUACAUUCAUAUGGAUAAGGAAAUAUAUAUUUAUAGUUUUAGUCCUCUGUUAUGAAUAUGAACGAGCACUUUAUUUAUAACGAAAAGCGUACGAGCGCUCGAUGUCAUUGUGCCAAUAGAACUACGCAGUUUAAGAACUUUUUUACAGGGCUGCAUUUAUUAUAAGUGGUAAAUGUAAAUAGUAAUGAACUAUACAUUGAAACUUGUUUUGUCCUUGAAGUUAUUGAAUAAACUCUUUAAAC